UCACCACCUCCACGUUUGGUAUUAUUCCUUCCGCCCGCUCGCUCCGGUCCCUUGCGCUCGCUGCUCCCCACGAAAAUCCUCGAAUCCUCCGAGAGCCCCCAACCCCAAGGGCGGCAGAGGAGGCGUGGGGGGCUAGAGUCCCGUCCGUACGAUUGCCGCCCGCCGCCGGUUCGCCGCCCCGUUCGCUGGCUUCUCGCGGCUGGAGCGCGGUUCCUCCUGUGAAGGCUAGACGAAGAGGAGAACGGCCACGCGAUGGAUAGGAACCAGGAGCUGGCAGAGGUGGUCCCAAAUGACUUGGACCCUCUUCUCGGGAGGGAGGACAAGGAGGCGGAGUCAUCAUCAGUGGAGCUGUCUGCACCACAACCAGCAACUGUGACCCCGCUGGAGAUCGAGGAUGAGGAGACCGAUGGUUCUUCUGCUGCGUGCUGCCGCAUUUGCCUCGAGGCUGAGUCUGAGAUAGGUGAUGAACUGAUAUCACCUUGCAUGUGCAAAGGAACUCAACAGUUUGUUCACCGUUCAUGCCUUGAUCAUUGGCGUUCUGUUAAGGAAGGAUUUGCAUUUUCCCACUGCACAACAUGCAAAGCUCAGUUUCAUCUCAGGGUGGAGACUUGGGAGGACAACUCAUGGCGUAAAAUGAAGUUCCGGAUCUUUGUUGCAAGAGAUGUGCUCCUCGUAUUUCUUGCUGUACAGCUUACUAUUGCUAUUAUUGGUGCAAUCGCAUACUUUCUAGACAGGGAUGGAAGUUUCAGGAACAGUUUCAGUGAUGGUUGGGAUCGCUUCUUGUCAAAGCACCCAAUACCAUUCUACUAUUGCAUAGGCGUUGUGGUUUUCUUUGUGCUGCUUGGAUUCUUUGGGUUGAUAGUGCACUGCUCAUCCUUCAACGACCACCAGGAUCCAUGCCUAGCUGGGUGCCGGAACUGCUGCUACGGUUGGGGCAUCCUUGAUUGCCUGCCUGCUUCCUUGGAGGCAUGCUUUGCCCUGGUGUUGGUUUUCAUCGUUGUGUUUGCUAUCCUGGGUAUCGCCUACGGCUUCCUUGCAGCAACCAUGGCCGUCCAGAGGAUCUGGCAGAGGCAUUAUCACAUCCUGACAAAAAGGGAGCUCACAAAGGAAUACGUUGUGGAAGACCUUCACGGCAACUACACGGCGCCGAAGCUUGAUCCGGAGCACGAGGAGCGGCUGAAGAUGCUCAAGCUCCUCUAGAGAGAGGUGCCUGCCGGUAAAUGCUUCAUGGCAAACUCGACAACAUGGCAACAUGGCCCAUCCUCUCUUGUUCCAGAUCGUAGAAGGAACGGUCACCUUGGGUUCUAGUCUACUGUACAGAUGAAAAUCUUGCUGCUUCUACCAGUAUCGAAGGCCUGCUAAAACAAUCCAGAGCUUCUUCUGAGUUUUACAUUUUUACCUUCUCGGUAAUCUUUGUCGACUAAGUGCACGUGCGUGUAAUGUUUCAUGUGUCUUGUUCCCGGAAGUGAACGCCUGUACGAUUGAAGAUCUGUUGUCUGAAUUGAUCCCCUGUGAUCUCUUUACGUUUUGGCAUCUGAAUAAGAUCUAAUAUCAACUGCCUUUUA
Molecule: messenger RNA, 1565 nt
Organism: Panicum hallii
Lineage: Eukaryota; Viridiplantae; Streptophyta; Magnoliopsida; Poales; Poaceae
Exons: 7
Coding region: 253-1200 (315 amino acids)
Molecular function (GO): zinc ion binding
Source: RefSeq, a predicted model, not a curated record